UUUUUCCGAGUGUAUGCUUAAAGCAGACCUGAACCCUGUAUUGGGAACCACACAGCUGACCUUUGAACUUGGUUUGAUUUCAGCAGCGCUUUGCAGAGAGGACUAUGGGAGUAUGCUGCUUGCAGAGGCUCUGCUGGAAGAAUGCUUGAAGGAGAACUUUGCCAAACUGAAGGACUCUGUUCCGCUAGUAGAAAAGAAUGAGCCAAAGCUGAGUGAAGCUAAACAGUAUUUGACCAAUAUCCUAAACAGAGGAAAACUACGACCCAAGUAUAUGACAGAAGCUAUGCUGAUCCUAGGAAAGCUUCAUUAUGUGGAGGGAUCCUACAGAGAUGCCAUCAGCAUGUAUGCAAGAGCAGGAAUUGAUGACCUCUCAAUAGGAAGUGAACCUCUGUACAUGCUGCGUUUGGUGACCGAAGCCUUUGUUAUUAAAGGUCUGUCACUGGAGCGCUCAACCAACUCGGUUGCCUCGCGUGCUCGACUGUGUGAAAGGGAGGAGGAGGUCAUGGCUUGUUUUGAGACAGCAUGUGUCAUUGCCCAAGUGUACUUGCAAGAGCUUGAAAAGACCUUGAACAACACACAUUCAAGGAAUAUAAAGGGCAGCAACGUGACUUACUCUGAGUUUGAACUGUCCUACUUCCUGGAAGCAGCUCUCCAGAGUGCUUAUGUGGCCCGUUUAAAGAAGGGAAAUAUUGUGAAAGGAAUGAGGAGCCUGCGAGAAGUAUUACGGACUGUGGAAACAAAAGCUACUCAGACCUUCAAAAUGACUGCAGCCAAGCAGCUAGCCCAAGUGCUUCUCCAUUCCUUAAGCGAAGACUGUUACUGGAGCCCUUUAUCUGAUCCUCUUCCUGAGUUCAUGAACAAGGAAGAUCAGUCUUAUGUUAGCAAUCUUCUUUGUCGGAGGCCCCAGCUAUACACAGGAGAUAACCUGUACUGCCCUCAAGACAACGUAGAAGAGGCUCUUCUUCUUCUCUUAAUCAGUGAAUCUAUGGCAAACCGGGAUGCAGUAAUCAGCCGUGCCCCUGACCAGCAGGACGACCGAGCUGUCAGCCUCCAGGAUGCUUCUGCAGUCUACGACCUCCUCAGUAUCACGCUGGGCAGAAGAGGGCAGUAUGUCAUGCUUUCUGAGUGCUUGGAGAGAGCCAUGAAGUUUGCAUUUGAUGAAUUUCACCUCUGGUACCAGCUUGCCCUAUCGAUGGUGGCUUGUGGAAAGUCAGCAUACGCUGUGUCAGUGCUCAAAGAGUGUGCUAAGCUGCGACCUGCAGAUCCCACCGUUCCCCUUCUGGCUGCCAAGGUCUGCAUUGGACCACUGCACUGGCUGGAAGAAGGAGAACGCUUUGCUAAAAUGGUGAUAGACCUGGGCGAGGAUGCUGGAGAGUCCCUAGCAAAGGGUUACCUGGCACUGGGUCUGACAUACAGUCUUCAAGCUACUGAUGCUCCUCUGAAAGGCACUCAGGAUGAAUUAAACAAGAAAGCACUUCAGACUUUGGAGAGAGCACAUGACUUGGCCCCGGAAGAUCAUCAGAUCAUUCUCUACGUAUCACUGCAGCUGGCUCUUGUCAGACAGAUUUCUGAUGCUAUAGAACAUCUUCAGGAAGCCUUGAAACUAUGCAAAGAUGACAUGAAUUCACUUCAUUUGUUGGCCCUCCUCUUUUCAGCUCAGAAACACUAUCAGCAUGCACUGGAUGUCAUCAGUAUGGCUGUUGCUGAAUACCCAGAAAGCUUUAGCUUGCUCUUCACCAAAGUAAAACUGGAAUGGGUACAUAAAGGACCUGAAGAGGCUCUGGUGACUUGCAGACAUAUGUUGCAGAUGUGGCAGAUGGUAUAUAAUGUUUCACAGCACAGUGGCUCUGAGAAAGAAAGUAGUGUGACAGAAGUGCCCAUGAUCAAAAAGCAUAAUGGAAUGCAUCUCACACUCCCGGAUGCUCAUGACACUGAUUCUGGAUCACAGCGAGCCUCUUCCGUUGCUGCCUCGAGACUGGAGCAGGCCAUGUCUGAAAUAACCAUGCAGAGCACUGCACUGAAACAAGGACCCAUGCAGCUGUGGACAACUCUUGAACAAAUCUGGCUACAAGCUGCUGAACUCUUCAUGGAACAGCAGCAUCUCAAGGAAGCAGGCUAUUGUAUCCAGGAGGCAGCUAGUCUUUUCCCCACUUCUCAUGCUGUACUGUACAUGCGUGGGAGGCUUGCAGAGAUGAAAGGCAAUUUGGAGGAGGCUAAGCAGUUGUAUGACGAGGCACUCACAGUGAAUCCAGCUGGAGUGGAAAUUAUGCACAGCCUGGGCCCAGUGCUGAGCAGACUUGGGCGGAAGGACCUGGCCCAGAAGGUCCUCCGAGACGCCAUCCGGACGCAGAACACCAGUCACAGAGCCUGGAACAGCCUUGGGGAAGUCCUGCAAGCACAGGGGAAAAACGAAGCAGCUGUUGAAUGCUUCCUGACCGCUCUGGACCUCGAAUCCAGCAGUCCUGUCAUCCCUUUCACUGUCAUACCCCGGGAGCUCUGAAGCUUUGCCCUUCAGCUAAGCACCUGCCUUCAGUGGAGAGGCACAAAAAAAACCCAAUAACCCACAAUGACAGAGAAGAAACUUUGGAUUCAACAGAAAAGUGCCGUUGUAACCUGGAAUUGGGCAAAACAAUUCCAGGAUGAGGCUCAGGUCUACAGGUCUACAUGCCUCACUGAGAAAAGCCUAACUUAGAAGAAUAUGCAACAGGCGGGGUGGGGGGAAGGCCUUUUUUCUUCACAGAUGCCUGGCUAACCUCCUGUUCAAGUUAACAGCAAGACUUAUUUCAAAGUGUUGAUUCAAGGUGACUGACUGUAGAAUAGUUGAUGCUAGAGCAUAGCUGUUCAGAGCACUUGCACCUUUCAGUUUUUAUUAAAAUUGAAAUCCCACAACCCUGAGUUAAAGCUCAGACCUGCUCUAAGCAGGACUAAAUGCACCAACUGACUUGAACCAAGUUGUGCUUAAGUAUAGGACUGUCUCCACAUGGGUCUGAUAGGAUAGGAAUGACAAUUAGACUAUAUAGACAUGUAAUAUAGACAUGUUUACAAAAUUAUUUCAGCUAUUCUGAUAAUCCUUUUUCCUGCUUUGUUCUUAUAUAUUGCAUAUACUUGCUAUAUUUAGUGUGGCGUUUGCCUAAACCAGUUUAAGUUAAAAGUACUUUAAAAAAAAAAAAAAAAAGCUGCGACUGUAGCAUGAUUUGCAGGAACAGAAAGACCAAAGACUGAUCAGUUCACCUUUGGGCUAGUAUUAAAAAACACACACAUGUGUAUAUACAUACAUACAUACAUACAUACAUACAUACAUCACCAAUUAUAUAUUUAUUGCAAGGACUUGCGUGAACUAGGUAGUCACAAACUGUCUGAGCUUUAUUCUUACUAAUUACCUAUUCCAGCACCUUUAAUAAGGAAUAUAGUGACUAUCAGUCACUAUGCUGCAUGAACUCUGUGCUUUACUUCACUGGUGUUCUUGGCACAAAACGUUUUCUUAUCCAUCUUCUCAUAAUAUCAAAGAUGGCAGCAGUCUUCUAAGGCAAAAUAUGCUGAAAGCAGUGCGUGUAUAUAUGAAUGACCUUUAUUUUUACUAUGCCUUUGGAUUGUCUAUAGAAAUUUCACAUUAGCGGUACAGAGCUGGAGCCUUCAGUAGAGCAGGAUCAUUUUGGGUAUCAUAUCAGAUAUAAGAGUGAUCUCCAGAGCCAUCUGAGGAGCUCCUAAUCCACUCACCCUCCCAACUGCUGGCAUUGCAAGGAAAGGGGACACAGCUGGCAUACCCCAUGCGAAGCUGAUCCUUAGCUGUAUUUGACCUCCACGUGGCCUUUGCAGCAACUUGGAGCUGUAACAUGACGCACAAGAACCAGCCCUGUCCAGAGCAGUCCCAACAUGAAGAUGGCGCAAAAAUGAGCUGUGGGCACUUUCUACAGAAAAGGUUUGGGGCUGGGUGCGCAUUUCUGUCCAGAGCAGACUCCUGUCAGUGCACUGUUUGUAACUAGUCCAUAAAUAGAUUUUUGCACUAAAGUACGCUCAGCAGUAUGAUUCUACCCAGGAUUGUGAUCUGCAGCUAGAUCAUUCCAGAAAUAACGUCUUCAGGCAAUAAGCGAAUUAGGGUUGGUUUUUUUUUUUGAAGACCCUCAGGCGAUGACAGCAGACUCACAGUCGCUGUUGUGUACGGUGAUUUGGAUAUCUACAGCCUACGUGAGAUGCGGUUUCCACUGGGUCCCUCUCCCAGCGCUCCCAGACCGCACCCGUGCCAGACCCUGCCCGCUCGCAGCUUUUGCUCCCGCUGCCCAGCUUCCCCACAAGGCGCCCGUGCCAAACAAAGGAGACGGCGGCGAGUUUUCUGUCAGCGUCUUGUUGCGCUCCCAAAGUUUUUUUUUUUUUUUUUCUUUUUUAAUCAGUUAGAUUAGUGCAACAGCCCAGGUUACUCCUCUGUUCACCCAGGCUUUUGGAGUGAAACCGGCACGGUCCGGAAAGGUGUUCAGCCCAUGAGAGCUCUGUCUUUUCAGCACCGUGCAGGCCUCAAACUAGGCUGCUUAGACCUGGUUUCCAAGGGAACAGCGUUAGGCAGCCGCUUUACUCGUUACAGUAGCACCAGCAGCCGAGGAAAGGGUAGGUGUUAAAAGUGCCAGAAUUACAUGAGUUUCAUGGCAAUGAAAAGAUGCAGCAGAGACCGUUUUCCUGUAAAUGAUGCUACGAAGUCGGCCUGCUUUGCAAUGCGGAUGGGAAAAGGAAAAGGGGGAGAAGACAGUAUUUUUGACAUAAGCUGUAAACUGUUAUCCAGAUGUUUUGGACUCAGUUCCAUUGCCAGAUGUAAUCUGGCAAUGGACUUUAUUGGAGCUAUUCUGAUAUUUGUUCCAGUCCACAAGCGCAGUUGCCAGCACGGGAGCAAGCCCUCUCUGUAACACACAUAAAAGAGUCACAGUGCUCCAGCAUCACCAUUUUAUGGUACUACAUGCGUCUAUAAAGCACUGCCAUAGUAACUUCCACGUACAGAACAACUGUUCAAGCUGUGCAUCACUCUGACUGAUUUCACCACUUUCAGAGGUCAGUAACUCAACUGGCCGGUGACGUGGCAGGAAGGUGCCCGUUUCCCAAACAACAAGUGGGAAGGGAACACGCGCGCGCUUGCUGACUUCUACGUGCCACCAGCGCAUCACCAUGUUCAUUGCCAUCACGAGAACUAGAACUUCACCUCAGUAUUGCCAGAACUGGCACAGCAGUCGCCCUUUCCGGGAGAGGGGAAAACGCGCAGGGAUGCCGUGAGUGCAUCAGCCAGCGAGAUGAUCCCAGGGUCAUCCUAGAUGCAUGUUGUAGACGUUAAGGAAUGUUACUGGCAUUGGAAUCACAGUCAUGAGAGUCUCGGCUUCAGUUGUUGCAAUUACACAAGUAAUUCCCAUUAGCAUCAACAGGAGUUACACGUGUAAGGUGCCCUCUGUCAGCACAGCACACCACAGCCCUUACAUUAAUUGCAGGCAAAGUUCUGUUUCUGUGAUAAAUUUGGACUUGAUCCCAAGUGCUUCCCACAGGGCACGAAGCACCAGCGCGCCGGAAUGACGUUCAGGGCACCGAUACAUUUCUGUGUUCGCUUCUUAAUACUGAGGGGCGUAUAGCCUGAGAUUAUACUGUCUUAAAUACUCCGCAGGGGUAGGAAAGAGGGUAGUUGUUACAGAUCUGCAAGUAUUCUUUCAGGAAAUCCUCAGUCUGCAUUUGUUACUAGUAUUUCCCAAAACAGAAAUCUUCCCAAGCUUACCUGCUACCUGUGCUCUUAAGCAUUUACUUUUUUCAUUCUAUCCUUUGCAGAUACAGAAAAACAAAGACGACUACUACAAAUUUGCGAGUCUAAGAAAUACAAGCAUAUGUAUUACGGUGUUUCUUUAGAUACCAAAGCUGAUAAAUCUAAUAGACCCACUUCCAUGAGGUCAUUAAGCAGUACUUUUUUUGUAUAGCAGGAAGCCUGGCAUGCUUAACGCCCAGGGUCUUAGACCAAGAACUUCAGAUUUACAUCCCAUCCCUCUUGUGAUUGUUGCACAUGAUCAUCAGCAGUGAAGGUUCAGGGAACAAUAGUACUAAAACUCCAGAAUACUACUGUUCAGGGAACAAUAGUACUAAAACUCCAGAAUCAGUAUUUCGCCUCACUUGAGUACAACAAGGUAUUCCUCUCUAAUUUUAGAAAGAAGAAGGGAAAAAAAUGUAUCACUGUUUUAAGAGAUCCACGUAAGGCCAAGUUGCCUUCAUUUACCUGCAAGGUUAUUUUCCUUUGAGUUGUCAGGGUGCGUACAAAAGAAGAAGAAUUAGCUCCUAUUUUUCUGAUGCCCAGGAAAGGAGCCGUGUUUGCUACCGCCUUCAAACAACAGCAAGUUUGUACACCGUAACAGAAACAAAUCUGCCUCCGUCUAAGAGCAGCCCAGCAGGCCGGGGACCAUCCCGCUCUCUGCCUUAGCCUGUGUGAAGUGUCAUUAGCUCCACUGAAGGUACUGGUCUUUAUGACAACUUCCUCCAGCUGCGGAUCUGCCCACUGCUGUACUCGCUCCAUGCAGGGAGUGCAGCAGAGCUGCCCUGUUCCUGCAUUGCACAAGUACCCCUGUCCGUUUCUAUUGGUAACACUUCAUGCUACUGAUUAUCACAGCGUUUCAGAAGUGCUAAUUAUCUUUUCUUGGUAAUGACUAAUAAAUCCAAAUGGAGAACA
Struthio camelus australis is the source of this 6676-nucleotide messenger RNA. It is a transcript of the gene TTC7A, whose product is annotated as tetratricopeptide repeat domain 7A. The record is from RefSeq and is a predicted model, not a curated record. Gene Ontology annotation, cellular component: plasma membrane. NCBI's taxonomy places the organism in Eukaryota, Metazoa, Chordata, Aves, Struthioniformes, Struthionidae. Gene Ontology annotation, molecular function: protein binding. Gene Ontology annotation, biological process: protein localization to plasma membrane; phosphatidylinositol phosphate biosynthetic process.